Molecule: messenger RNA, 12318 nt
Organism: Galleria mellonella (greater wax moth)
Lineage: Eukaryota; Metazoa; Arthropoda; Insecta; Lepidoptera; Pyralidae
Gene: spas
Product: spastin
Exons: 11
Coding region: 158-2167 (669 amino acids)
Cellular component (GO): microtubule cytoskeleton
Molecular function (GO): ATP binding; ATP hydrolysis activity; microtubule severing ATPase activity
Source: RefSeq, a predicted model, not a curated record
AUUUGACAUGACAGUCAAAUCAGACUCACAAUCAUACAGAAUUAUUUUCCUUUGCUAUUAUUAUUAGUCUAGUGUGUAGAAUCAACGCGCGUUUCUUUGUUUAUAACAGAAAGUGUAUGGAAUUUUCGUGUUGAAUUACUUGGUGUUAGUGUUCUUGAUGGUUUCGGGUGAUGAUUCCAAUGGUGGUCGAUUAUCACGUAAAACUGCAAGAUCCCCGAAUCGCAAAUGCAAGAAGACAGAUGCAGACCUAGCGAAGGGGUCAGCGUUGCGAAAUGAUGCGCAACCUUCAGUUCAUAAAAGAAAUCUUUACGUUGUUUCUUUCCCAAUAAUUAUUUUAUUCAAUGUACUCAGAUCAAUUUUGUAUCAGUUAUUCAUAAUUUUUAAGUAUUUGUAUUCGGCGUCUCACCGUUUGAUGCACAAGCCUCGUAAAAGUGGCGAGUGUAAUUUGGAGGUUGUGGUAAAAGACGGAGUGGUGUCGACUGAGGUGCUCCACGGGGAAGAGAUGUCUCACAUACACAGUGUAGGGCCGGGAGAUCCACUCCUGGCGAAACAGAAGCAUCACCAUCGGAAAGCUUUUGAGUACAUUUCAAAAGCUCUCAAGAUUGAUGAAGAAAAUGAAGGCCAAAAGGAGUUAGCAAUAGAGUUAUAUAAAAAAGGUAUUUACGAAUUGGAACGGGGCAUCGCCGUGGACUGCUGGGGCGGACGAGGGGACGCGUGGCAGCGAGCACAGAGGCUCCACGACAAGAUGAAGACCAACCUAGGGAUGGCAAAGGACCGGCUCCAUUUCCUCGCGAACCUAGUCGCCCUCAGUAAGUUGGGCGUUGAGAGUGAGCCAGAGCGCAGCGACAAAAAACCCGCGGAGUCACCUCUAAAGGUGCGAAGGCCCUUAGAGAAGUCGAAGACGACGUUGCUCGCUCAUACAGAAAGUAACAGUGGUCAAACGAAGCCACCGACUGAAGUAGCUGGCCGCAAACUGACCACAGCUGGACGGAGAGUGCCCAGUGGUGUGGGUGGACCUCUGAUGAAGUCUCAGACCUUGCCGAGGUCCAUGGGCAGGUCGUCAUCACAGCCGAACAGUUCCAACGGCAGCUACAGUCGAUACCCAGUGAAGCCGGCGUCCACGCCACCGGCUGUGAAACGUCAGCUAUCUAGCGCGUACCAGGUGCCGGCGAACGGGUCGCCGGUGCGGCGCGCCGUCGGCGGGGGGUCUCAGCGCGGGACCCCCACUCGCAGCCGGACCCCCCAGCCGGCGCUCACCAUCCGAGGAGUCGACCCCAAGCUCGUGCAGCUGAUAUUGGACGAGAUAGUUGAGGGCGGGCCUAAGGUGCAUUGGGAUGACAUCGCUGGACAGGAGGCUGCCAAACAAGCGUUGCAAGAAAUGGUGGUGCUCCCUUCCCUGAGGCCUGAACUCUUCACGGGUCUAAGGUCACCGGCAAAAGGUCUGCUUCUAUUCGGACCGCCAGGAAAUGGCAAAACGUUGCUAGCCCGGUGUGUAGCAGCCGAGUGUUCAGCCACAUUCUUCUCCAUUUCGGCGGCAACGCUCACCAGCAAGUAUGUGGGUGAUGGGGAGAAAAUGGUCCGAGCGUUGUUCCAGGUUGCGAGGGAAUUGCAGCCAUCAAUAAUCUUCGUGGACGAAGUGGAUUCGUUGCUGUGCGAACGUUCGUCGGGUGAGCACGAAGCGUCCCGACGGCUCAAGACCGAGUUCCUAGUGGAGUUCGACGGUCUGCCCGCCGCCGGCGCCGACCGGCUCAUCGUCAUGGCGGCCACUAACAGGCCGCAGGAGCUCGACGAAGCUGCUCUCAGACGGUUCCCGAAGCGCGUGUACGUGUCGCUGCCGGACUUGCGAACACGAGGUGCGCUACUGCGGCGGGUGCUGGCUCGCGGUGCCGCAGCUUCAGCGCUCGGCGAUGAUGAACUGGCGCGCCUCGCCGCGCUCACGGACGGCUACUCGGGCAGCGACCUCACCGCGCUCUGCAGGGACGCCGCGCUCGGGCCCAUCAGAGAAUUAGACCCCGAGGAAGUGAAAUGCCUCGACCUGUCGUUAGUCCGGAGCAUCACCUUCCAAGACUUUAUGGACUCGUUGAAACGCAUCCGGCCGUCUGUGUCGCCGCACAGCCUCGUUGCGUACGAGAAGUGGUCCGUGCAGUACGGCGAUCUAGGACUAUGAACCAGCGCCUACAAAGAUACAGGUAUUGACUAUAAAUGUAGAAGAAAGGUGAGUCAUUGAUGUAGAAGAAUCUAAACCUGACAAGGAACGGAUGGAACGAACAAAAGAGAGUUCGUAGAGAUUAAAUUCUCGAAAGUUCUACCGCUCAAAUGUUAAAGAUAAUAUUAUAUCGGUCAUAUUUAUCCAAUGCAUUUCCCUAUUGUGACAUAUUUGAAUUUUUAAUUUUAAGAUUAUUAUAUAAUAUUUUUAAUAGAAUACGGAAUGGCGUCUAGUCAGAAUAUCGGUUUGAAAUAAAUGUAUUUUCAUAUGAAAUUGGUAUGGAACAGAUGGAAUUUGAUUAUAAUAUGGCAGGGUUAUCUAGUCGCAUCUCAGGGAUGUAUAUAUCUCGCUUCCAUACAAGAUUCAUGAAAUGAAUUUAAGUGUAAGUUCGCAAUAUGUAAAGAAGUCUUGAUUGUUAAUAAAAGUGUUCUAACUAAAUGGGAAUAGAUGUAAAUGAAGCAUUUUAUUUGGAAGGAAACACUAAUCGAGUUGCGUCUAUAUAUCUUCGCCUAUUUCUCAUUAAAAUGUUUUAUAGCAUGGCUUCAAGUGCACAUUCAUUUAAAUAUUUCAAAAAUAUCCAUCGACACAAUGUAAAUUAUUAUUUUGAAGAUUAGGGUUUUUAGAGAAGUCACUGGGGCGUUAUAAAAUGAAAAGUUAAUUUAUGGUAAACAGUGAAAUUUUGCUACACAUAAAAAAUGUAUGCAAAAUGUUUGUCGAAGACGAAAUCCGUGUGAAAAUAAUAUUGUUUACUAAUACCAGUUUGCCCUCCCCCUCCCCCCACCCCCUUCCAUGGGGGAGGCUUAUGUUUGACAGUUACAAGUCCUGAUAUGAUUAUUGCCAAUACAUCGACGUCCUACAAUAUAUUUCGUAAAAGUAUUCUAAAAGCUUAAACCAAUUAUUAUUAUUUAUUUGAAUGUAUUGUAUUUUAUUUGUAUUUAUUAAUAUUAAUUAAAAAAAAAAAAUACUGACGCAUUAAACAAUGUAUACCUACAUAUAUCCGAGUUCAGAACUUCGAGACAGUAUGUAAGUGUUCAAUUUGUCGAAAUUCACAUCAAUUGUUGUUCAUUUGUUACCAUACAAUAGUCACGUGUUUCGACUAAGAUUCACUUUGAGUGUAAUUUGAACUAGUAUUACUGUGACAGCACAUACGAACUCUACUACGUUAGGAAUUACUGUAAAUUAAAAAAGAAAAAACUUUACGUUUAUGAAGAAUUCAAAUUUCAACAAUAUUUUAUUAACUAACUGUAAAAUUGAAAUCAAGUUUCAAUUUUAUUGAUAUUACCUUUUGAUCAAGUUUAAAUAUAGAACAGAAUAAAAUAAUACAAAAAUAAUUCGUUAAAAAUGUCGAAAUUAAUUUCAAUGUGCAUAAGAAAUAUGCUUUUACAACAUUUCAAUGAGAAUAAACCUAGUAUCUAACUUAACCAUAAAUAAGCCGAAUGGAUGAUUAAUGCAACUCGGCUCAAUUAAAAAGUCGCUUUCGGUGUUAGAUUACAUAUUUACGAUGUAAACAUACGCUUUCAUGCUCAAUACCUUCUUAAUUGAGUCGGGUUAUAUUAGCCCUCUACCAUAACCCGUCCAAAAUUAAAAGGAUACUGAAUAGUGGCCUCUAUGUCUGAGAGAUAACCUAUUUUACUUUGUAUCCUAACCUUGGCUCGUUCGGCUUAUAUUUAGUUUUUUUUAGGUACAGACCUAUACUUCUUAAUCUUGCCUUGCAUUUUCGUAAGAAGACUACAGAGCUAUACCUACUGUCUUUCAGUGCAUAAAACGAGGUUCCAAUUGCCUCGUAAAAUCUAGCUAAGUACCUAAUACCUCUUGCUUGAUAUAAAGAAAUCUCGCUUAUUAUAUAUAGAAUAGAAUAUACAAUUUUAGGAUUUAUGUUAUAACAAAAAAUAUUUUAGUUAGUUUUCUAAUUUUGACAUCCUGUUUUUUUAAUAAAAUGGAAGUUAAACAUCCAUGAUGUGUAUGACUACAGUUAGAGUACCGAACAAUUAACAAACAAACAAUUUUAACUCAGUGUACAAAUUGUGUUAACCUUUUUUAUAUUUAGUAGUAGUACCUCAUUAUUAUUAUAGUGCAAUUAAAUGUUUUAUGGUCGAUAACCUUAAAAAGAGUUACUUAAAAUCAUUGUUUUUUAAAUAUUUUUUUUUAUGUGAUUCAGGAAAAAUGUUAUUCUGCCACGUUAUUUUACAUGUAAAUACUAUGUUGAUAAAUUUUCUUGCCUUUUUCCUUGAACUAGUCUGUCUGACUAGGAAAAAGGAUUAUUUUUUUCUUUUAUUUACAUAAAAUAUUCUUAUAACAAUUUAUUUAUUAAUAUAUAUAUGUAUGAUUUGCAUGGUUGUCGAUCAGUGUGUAAUGUAGUAACCUCAGUAUUUUAAACAUACCUGGAUUUUACCAAUUAUAUUUAAGCGUAGUUGGCCGUUUGCACGAUUAUUGUGACACUCAUUUUGAUCUCGAGCAUCCCUUUCUGAGGCAUGCUGUGUGAGCGAGUGAGAACAUAAUUAUACAUCGUUGCUGAUAUCUAAAUAGAUACACCUGAGGUAGUUAGAAUAAAUUAUUACGACUUGUUUAUCUCAAAUUUGAGUGACAUAAAAAAAACCAGCCCCGGUAGGUGGUGAUAGUGGACAAGAUGACGUUCGCUGGUCAGGGAGUGUAACUAUAAAAUUACAGUGUUAAAAAUGUAUAGAGGAACUUGUCUGUAACAAUAUAUAAAGCCAGAUUAAAUGAUUCUUUCUACUGAAGGUGUACUAUCAAAUAAUUGCUGCAAACGUUUUAAUGUAAAUACAGUUGUUAUGAAUGUACUUAUUCUAAUUCUGUUGUUAUUUUGAAAAUAAAAAGAAUUAUUAUUUUUAAUUGCAUAUUGCCAUUGAUAUAUGUUUAGUGGACAUUGGUGUCGAUUUAUGUCCAUUAUCUAACUUGACAAAACGGAAAUUAUAGUUCGCAAACAAUAAAAUGGACAGUAUAAUUUUGUACCUAUAUUAUUAAAUAAUUUUACUUAAGCCAACAUAAUAUUCGUGUUUUUUUUUCUCUGGUACUAAUAUGAUUAACUAUCUUCAAGUUAUAUAUUGAGCAAGAAUAUAGCAUACAAUUUACACUUAGUUAUUUCCGUUUAUCAAACGAAAUAGAAGAAUAACAGAUCAAUCGAUAGAUAUGUUUUCGCUAUCUUGUGCAUGAGUUAGGAUGAGAUAGCAGUGUUCAGCGUCUUAUUCUUAUACGCGGCGGUUCAGCGAUACUCGAGUUCUUUCUUAGUCUACAACUUACACAAUAUUGCGCGAAUAAUUAAUUGCUAGUUACAAUUUAAAUGGUUUUAUUGCGAAAAAUAGGUUACUUCAUAUGCUGACACAAUUAAUAUUAUUGACAAUAAUGCUAAAAGCAUUAUAAUGCAAUAUAAAAAAAGUAUAGGUGUAGAUUUUAAAUGCCCUUGCAGACUCUGACUUUAUCCGAGAAACAAAACUUCGGUUGGCUUAUUUAAGUCUUAAAAAAAAUAGACGUGCCUCUGAUAAAUUACCCAUAGUAAUAAAAAAACAAUAUGGGAAAGGAGUAGAGAGAAGAAAGAUAAAUUCUCCCCUCUACUCCUUUUACACCUUCUUGUUAUGUUCGUACCCAAAAAUCUUUAAGUUUGCAAACAAAUAAAUUGACACCAUUAGCUAGUUAUUUUCGCGUAUAUAAUAUCACCGUAUCGUGAUGCUGCAAGUCUUAUGAGUAUUUGUACGUUAUAAACGACGGGUAGCUACCACUUCUUACACUAAGCAAAAAACAAAAAGUUUUGCUCAAACAAUUAACAAUCUGGCGUUUGGAGCAUGUAUAGUAAUAAAAAAAAUAAUAUAUUUUCAUAAUUGUUUGUUAUAAAAUUGUCUAUCUCUUCGAUUUAAUGUUAUUGGAAUAUAUCAGUUAUUGGACCACACAUUUGUAUGUUAGUCGACAUAGUGGGCCAUAGAAACGCGGAGUUCUGAGGUACUUCUAAAGUUAAUGCAGAUAUUGUAAAGAAACAUCAGUAAGUACUUAAUACUUUGAUAAAAAAAAGCAAGCUGUGUAUAAGCCCUUAUGAUAGAAACAAUGUCAAUACUAAAUUGCAGUGCUAUAUUAUUCACUCUAAGUAUAUAGGCAUACCAUAAACAAAGUAAACCAUUUCUUUACUGAACAUGAUUAUAGUAAAAUGACUUCUAAAAUAUCUGCGAAUUAAUUUAGAAGUACUUUAAACGUGGAAAACAAUCGAGAUUUUAUAUGAGCAUUGUUUCUAAAUAAUAAUUAAUAUAAAUACUCAUGAUUUAGGAUGUUGUUGAAUCUGUCAUUUUAUAGUCAUUUUUUUUUAUUGCUAGACGAAGAACCAGAGACAAAAGUUUUAUAACUCAACUCUAUUAACUUUUAUGCCAAAUAUAUUCCAAUUUUAAAUUGUAUGUCUUCAUCUGUCUUCUAUAUUUAAAUAAUAAAUCUCGAUUGUUCUAGAAGUCUGGUCAGAAACUAGUUUUUUCAAAUAGCUUUUAUUUAUUAAUUUCUUCUUCAUUUCUGGCCAGACAUUGUAACUCUGCUCGCUAGCCGUUAAAUCAUAUAAGCCAAAAUAACAUUUAAAAUAACUGUAUUGUCGAUAGUUGUAAACAUAUUUCCUAUAUAAAAGACAGCGAGUAGCAGUUAGUGCAGUUAAAAGUAACCGUUAUUUUUACACUAGACUUGUAGACAUUCAUAGUUGUUUUUUCAAUAUGUUUAUUACUGUCUAUGGUUGCAGCUUGUUUUUUUUUUUAUUAUGAAGGGCUGUGACGUACUGAAUUUUGGACAGUGACCGUUAAUCAAAUCGGUGUGUUGUUGUUGUAAGGUUUAUAAAACUUUUAUAUAAUAUAAAUAAAGUGUAGGUAUUUGUGUCGUCUGUAUGUAACGGUCACCAAUUUUCUUAGUAUGUUACAGCUAAUUAUAGGAUUGUUAAAAAUCAUAAACCUUAUAACAUACGGAUUGAAAUCGAAAUCAUUAGCAUCCUUUUAAGUGUUUACUAAAGAAAAAAAAGAAAACAGAAAAGAGGGUAUAAAUAAAGAAAAAUAAAAUAAGGCUUCCUUUAUUUAUUUAUUUUAAACUUGACAUUUGAAAGCGCUGUUGAUAUUAAAAAUUCCAUUUAUUUUUUGUUUUCACAUUAAAUGGACGCUAAUGUUUCAAAUUUUGACCUGUAUAUAAACAAAAAAAAAAUUCUUUGUCUUAAAAAAAACACUGCUGCAACUAUGGACUUGUAGAUACGCUAAUUAUAAUAGAUAGUCAUAACAUUCCUAGUUGUAACGUAGUCUGAUAUAGAAAUUAAUUUGAGCUCCUUAGAUAGUGUAAAUGUAACAUCUUAAGCUUGCCAUACACUACCAGAUUUUAGGCAAAGUUAGCAUAAAUCAUUAACAGAAUUUAUUUUAUUCAGCUAUACCUUGUAUCAAAUAUAAUAGACAGGUUUCUAUUAAUAAAUCGUGUCUAUGGUGUAUAUUCUUGUCUAUACCCCAAUACGACAAUAUUAUAACUUUUAAAGAAUCAUGAUUCUUUUAUUAUGAAUAUUGUAAUACAUUUAUGCAUAUAAUAUAACUCGACUGUAUCUCUUACAAAUCUGUUUUGUUUUUUAUUAACAUUUUCCGGUAUUUAUUGUUUGUGCUGUGCUGGGAUGAAAGAAAAAGUAACAAUCUUUUAUCUCCUUGCAAACAAACAUUAACUUUAUUGUUUUAAAAUUAUGUAUUAUAUUUAUGUACAUACGAAAUUGUUGUCGGGUUUUUGAGGCUUGUAUUUUGCCUAUUUGUUAUCUUUUAAUAUUGUACAAAGCGAAAGCAAAAAACAAUGGAAGCGUGUGGUUAGUUAUACUCGUGAUUGAAAUUAAAAUCAUUUUAAAGGUGUGAUUGUCGAUGAUUUUUAAUGAUAAAGUCGUUAGUGAAUAGAGCCGAAACGAAUGUUCUUCGUUUUGCUAGAACAUAAUGGUUAUUCCAUGACUGACUCGUAAAAAUUUUUACCAUUGUUGGCCGUUCAUGGCCGUAGCUAGAAGGGGGGCAUUAAAAAGCAAUGCCCUACCUAAAACGGCCCAAUGCCCUACCUUAAUAUGAAAGUCCUUAAUUAAAUUAGACAGAUUCGCUUUAAUCGAAGUACCUUAAUUAUGGCUUUUGCCCUACCUUAAACUUGGGUCUAGCUACGGCCCUGUGGUCAUUGUAGCAGAAAAUGGUCAUAAUAUGGCAGAAAUAUCCAUACUAUGCCACAAAAUAGCACUAUUAUGGCUAAUAAUUGAAAUAUUAUGGCUUAAAAUUGCCAUAUGAUGGCUGGAAACAGCCAGUUGUCACUGUAAGGUAAAACGACUUAAUCGAUCUCGACAUUUUGUAAUGUUGGCAACAGUCAAGUUUAACAAGAAGGGCAAGUGUGCAAAUAAUAUUGAAGUUGUGAUUUUUUAUUGAUUUUAAAACUGUUUCGGUUGUGGACCUUUUGUAACUUUGGAUUUGAAUUAAUCGAUUCUUUAUGUAUGAAUCAUCGAUUUGGGAACGUCAGUAUGGAUCAUGUUAUCUACAAGGAUACUGAUCUGGUAAAGUUCAUGAGACUCUACUAAAUAACAUGACAAUGGCUAAUGGCUCUUAAAUAAAUCACUCUGAGUGCUUUAUCUAAGAAAAUCCGUAAACGAUCAAGCGUAUCGUACAAUGCGUUAAAUUUAGCUGAAACCGUUCAGCUACCAAUUUUAUCUUAUUUUUGGCCAUAUAAAAAUCCAUCCUGUCAUUUCUAAAUUAAUGAUAUGUAUAUUGUGUUAUUUAAUUGUGUAAAUUGUCCCCAUGUACUAAAUAACUUAAUAUUAAUAAUGUUGGUUGAUUAAUAUAACUUUUAUGUCUUUUUAUAAACAUUUAUGAAGUGAUAAUGUUUUAAUUUUAAAUAUACCUUAAAGUAUGUUUAGCGCAAAAAUGGUUAUAACUUACUAAAAUUAAUAACAAUAAAUUUAUUAAAAAAUAACAAAUUUAAUUAAAAAAAAAAAUUAACAAGAUUAUGAAAAGCAAUCGUAAAGGGACAGGGGCUUUGUAAUCAGAGCAACCCUUUAGCAUGUAAGCUCCAGUUUAAAGCUAUGAAUUUACUAAAAAAUUUUGUCACAGUUAACGCAAUAUCUUUUGCAGUAACUACAAAAUAAGUAUUGUUAUAAUAUUAUUUGUCAUGGGAAAUAUAAAAUAACUACCGCAGUAGAGUUAUGGAGACAUAUUUGCUUGAUAAUAGAAAUACAACAAACAUACCCAUGCAUACGUGGACUUACAAGGUUUGUACCAAUAAACUUAUUAACAAAAUGAUUAAGUACUUCCCGUAGUAAACAUGAAAUCAUUUAUAGUUUUAUUUCCAUAUGGCUUUAUAUUGGUUGUUACAAAAUAACCGCAACGUUCAAAUUUACAAAGUUUUAAUAGUAAUUUUAAUAAACGCAUACAUACAAUUUGUCGCGCAACAAACCGUGUUAAUACAAGACGUUAUGUCGCCAAUAAAUGGAGCCUCUAAUUUGUUUUAUUUGUGUAUGACGUAUAAUAUCUAAGAUAUUUACAUUGUUUACUAAAUAAUAUGUUAACAAAGCGUGUUUUCUUUUUGUAUAAUUUGAACCUAUAUAUACAUAAGUAUAUCCAAUUUGACACAUUGAAAGACAUAUUUGCGUGAUACGAUAUAUGCAAUGAUGACGAAAGAACUAUUCCUCUUAUUCAUAAAAACGUUAAAUCUCUCAUAAACCUAAAUUUACGAAUUUACUAAAUUUCAAAGCUGAACGAAAUAGAUUUUUAUUUCGUUCAGCUCCCUAAUGUCAGAAAACAUUUCAUUGUAGGUAAACAUUAGUUUCAUCUCUUUCCUUUACGUUAAAUUCUCUGUUUGAAUGAAAGUGACAAAACAGUGUAACAGUCGGAUUAGGUUUGUACGAAGUUUUAGUUUUUAUGAAUAAGGGAGUAUAUAUGACUGCUAAAGACAUACUAGAGCUACUAUGACUAAAAAAAGUUUUAUAUUUAUAAUUAAGUUAAUAAUACUUCUAUCGGAAAGAAACAGAAAUCAAUAAGGCUCCAUUCAUAAUUGCGCGGUUUUUUCUAAUCGGGUAAUUGCACCAUCCACGAACCCGAGGACGACUUGUAAAGUUCGCUUCGCUGUGAUAUCGACAAACCUUUGUAUUUAGUUUUCACGCGUCGCCAUUAUACACGAAUGUAUUCCAUUAAUUUAUUGCGGUUAUGACUUCUCAUUACACCAAUAUAAAAAUCUAUAAUUAAUUUAUUAUUAUUAAUAUUUAUUUAUUUAUUUAUUCGUCGGUUUUACUCAACUACUUAAAUUCGGCAAUACCUGACUAGUGUCGAACUAAAUAGGAGGCCUUGCCCUAAAGAUUAAAGUGUCAAGGGAAUUUAUCGAUGGAAUUGAUAUCGCUAGCGAUUUCGUGAAAUAGAAUGAAAUAGCUAUAUCGAAUGUCUCAUCCCAACUCACGGACUCGGUAGCGAUGUCGAUUCCAUCGACGAAUUCGCUUAACACUUGUUUAGAGAGCGUUAUUCAUGAAAGGAAAAACGUGAAAAAAUAAAUAAUUAAAUUCAGUACGCUUCGCGAUAAUUAUUCUUAAGCAAUAUUUAUAUCCUUAUAAUAAAGAAAAAAAAUCUAAAACAUAAACCUUGUGCCAAGCCACCAACUUAAUAAUAGUCUCGUAUUACGGGGCGAGAUCAAAUCUCAUAGUCCAGCAGUGGAACUUUGUUUAUUAUAAGGCUAUAAUAAUCAGUGAUAUAUUUUCCUAUUUCAAAAUAAGUUAGUGCUUAUUCUUAUUGAGUACUUCACGACUCCGGAAAACUGACAGAAAAUUUUGUUGGACACUGUAUUUUAUACUGAUUAAUAUAGACACAUCAUUUUAAAUUAUUAAUUUUAAUUUCAACUUUGGUGUAAUGAGCAGCCCUAAUAAUGAUUUAAAUGAGCUUUAUAUCGAGUAAAUAAGUAACGGUAUUCGACUGAUUAUUACCUAAUGAUAAUCGCAUAAUGUUUUUCUAAAAUGCUUUUCUUGUUAUGGUAUUUAAAUUGCAUAAGUACAAAGCAGAUCUGUCGCCAGAAAACUUGUUUGAAGAAAAAACAUUUCAGAUGGCUAAUAGUGUUACGAUAAAAGGUGAGGUGGCAGAUCUGUUUAUUAGUACUUUUACCCGAUUGCUAGAGGCAAUAGGUAAAAUAUUAAACGUAAAACCAAAUGAAACUUGUCAAUCAUUGAUAUGAAAAUUUAUCAAUGUUCAAAUAUCUUUUAGGUAUAUAUUUAAUAUUCCCUUCACCCCCUACAAUAUCGGGUUUAUAUACAAAGUUUCAUUCAGCCUUAUCAAUAUUUUUUAUCUCGUUCUUACUCUUUAUGCGUAAAUGAGAUAAAUAUUGAUAGGUGUAUGUGAAAAUAUAGUUUGUAUAAUGGUCUAUUCACAAUCACAAAAAUCUCCUUCAUAAUCGAUAUUUCUCCUUAGAUAAUAAUGCCUGUGCCGUGUAUAAGAGCUUUUUUUUUUUUAUUUUAAUUUUUAGUAUUUAUAUGUUGUUUAUACUGGAACGCCUACUUAGUUUUAUACCAAGAAAAUGAACACAAAAUUUUUAUAAGAUUUUCGAAAAUUACAAUUCUUCAUUCCUUAGUACUGCGACAUAUGGGUGAUUUGUUUUUUCAGAUCUCACUUCCCCUGGAAACCGUCGUAAUUAAUUCCUGGUGAAUUUGUCACGAUGGCCCAACUGUCCUGUCUUCAUCUUCACCUAUCAUCCGUCACUGGUACCUCGUCUGCGUGUAUCAAUAAUGCAGACGAUAUUACCAUUACCAUUAAUAAAAAAAAAAACUACAAACACUAAGAAUAAAAAACUAUUUUGUUUAAAAUUUAACAAGUUUAAAAUAUGUGAUACUGUGAAUGGACCACAGCCUUGAUAUCGUGACAUAAAUUCUAAAAGAUGGUUGUAACUUGUAAAUCAUAUUGUUUUACAAUUUCGCCUUAAUAUGCUGUUGUUAUUUUAAUUUAAGCGCACGAAUUUAUGGAUUUUGACUAACAUUUUUAAUAAGUUAAGUGUCGUUGAGUGAUACAAAAUGAUGUAUUUUUUCAUAAAUCAAAUAAAAUUAAGCACACUCUUGCCUAAAAUGUCGUGAAUGUAACACUACGCAUAUGUGAUACACGGUUUAUAAAUAAACGAUUAAUUUGUGA